Messenger RNA from Sinocyclocheilus rhinocerous, 1970 nucleotides. Its product is annotated as epsilon-sarcoglycan-like. The record is from RefSeq and is a predicted model, not a curated record. The transcript is spliced from 12 exons. Lineage: Eukaryota; Metazoa; Chordata; Actinopteri; Cypriniformes; Cyprinidae. Bases 121 to 1437 code for a protein of 438 amino acids. Gene Ontology annotation, molecular function: calcium ion binding. Gene Ontology annotation, cellular component: sarcoglycan complex; membrane.
AGCUUCAGUGAGUGGGAGGAAUCCGAGCAGCGGAGGAUGAUGCUUAUGGCUGUCACAUCCCGAGGACCACCAGCGACACUUCAAAUGUGUGAUGUUAAAAGCCACUGCGGCAAGUGAACGAUGGCCUCGGUUGGCGUUUUCGCGGGGCUCAUAGUGGUGGUCACCAUCCUCUCUAAGUCGCAUGCGGACCGCAACGUUUAUCCUUCUGCCGGAGUGCUUUUCGUUCAUGUGCUAGAGAGGGAAUACUUUAAAGGGGAGUUCCCACCGUAUCCAAAAGCAGGUGAUUCGAGUAAUGACCCCAUCACAUUUAACACCAACCUUAAAGGCUAUCCCGACAGGCCUGGAUGGCUGCGGUACAUUCAGAGAACCUCUCAUAGUGAUGGAGUCCUCUAUGGCUCACCAACCGCUGAACAUGUGGGCAAGCCGACUAUCAUCGAGAUUACCGCGUAUAAUAAACGCACUUUUGAAACUGCCAGACACAACUUGGUCAUAAACAUCAUGUCUACAGAAGAAUUUCCUCUGCCCUAUCAGGCUGAGUUCUUCAUCAAGAACAUAAAUGUUGAGGAGAUGUUAGCCAGUGAGGUGCUGGGAGAUUUUCUCGGUGCUGUCAAGAACGUGUGGCAACCAGAGAGGCUCAAUGCCAUCAACAUCACUUCAGCGCUGGACCGGGGCGGACGAGUGCCAUUACCCAUCAACGACCUGAAAGAGGGCGUGUAUGUGAUGGUGGGAGCAGACGUACAGUUCUCGUCGUGCCUUCGGGAGGUGGAGACCCCACAGAACCAGCUGCGCUGCAGUCAGGAGAUGGAGCCCGUCAUCAGCUGCGAUAAGAAGUUCAGAGCUCAGUUUCACAUCGACUGGUGCAAGAUCUCUCUGGUGGACAUCACUAAGGUUGUUCCUGUGCACAGUAACCGUCCAGAUCUGGGCACAGGUGUGCUGCCGGACAUCGGCGAGUACAACCCGCCUUCUGAGUCACUGAAAAGUAGAGACUAUUUCGCGGACUUCCUGAUCACCCUGGCGGUGCCCUCAGCUGUCGCCCUGGUCCUCUUCAUCAUCCUCGGCUAUUCCUUGUGCUGCCGACGGGAAGGGGUGGAAAAAAGAAACAUGCAAACACCAGAUAUUCAGCUGGUUCACCACAGCUCCAUUCAGAAGUCUACUAAGGAGCUUCGCAGCAUGUCUAAGAACCGGGAGAUUUCGUGGCCUCUCUCGACACUGCCCGUCUUCCAUCCUGUGAGCGGAGAGGUGGUGCCACCCAUCCACCCCGACAACUACGAGACCACCAGCAUGCCGCUCAUGCAGACGCAGACAAAUCUUCAAAGUCAGAUCCAAAUACCACAGCAGCAGUCCUCUGGAGAUAAUUAUUGUAUGUCGACUUUUCGGAGGCUAGAGGUAAAUGGUAUUCCUGAGGAGAGAAAGGUGGCCGAAGCUCUAAACCUGUGAUCUCAUGUGGCUUCAAUUCUGUGCCUGUUUAAUCUUGCCAAAUGUGCAUGUGUAGCUGUAGCUUCAAGCUCAUGUCUAAAAGUGCAUUAUCCAAACAUUAUUCAGUGUCAGAACUAAUGUUGAGAUGGGCACACUAAAAGAAUACUUUAAAAUAGAAUCCACAUUAAAUAUGUUGUCAAAUGUUCUAAUUUUAUUGUAUGAGCAACUAAUGAAGGCACAUUUACUGGGAUCUGAACAAGUUGAUAUUGUUUGUUUUGUUCUCUUAUAUGAUUAAAUGGGUUUUGAUAAAUUAAUACACUUGCCAGUAAAUAACUAUGCUGGCAUAUGUCUGUUUCUGAGGAUGUAAGGCAUUUAAACAAAUGAAGAUGAAUAAAAAAAAAAAAUUUUUUUUUUUAGAAGGGAUUUAUCGUCAACAUUGACUGUACAAUAAGAUGAAGGCAUUUCCAAAUUAAAUGAAUAAUUUCACAUUUUAGGACAAAACAUACUAUAUACACAAUUCAUUUGAGGCCUUUGGGGUUUCUUUAAAUAAAACU